GGCGCGCGGGCCACAGCGGCCGGGAGGCUGCAGCCACUCACCUGCGGCAGGUGCAGCCGGAGCAGCCCGAGAAGAUGCAGCGCGGGCGGACGGUGCGGCUGCAGCACGGGAGCCGCGUGGAGGCCGUGUACGUGCUGGGCACCUACCUCUGGACUGAUGUCUACAGCGCGGCCCCAGCAGGGGCACAGACAUUCAGCCUGAAGCGCUCAGAGCGCGUGCAGGUGGAGGUGGUGCGCGAUGGACAGGCGGAGGAGGUGGCCACCAACGGCAAACAGCGCUGGCCUCUCUCACCCAGCACCACGCUGCGGCUCACCAUGGGCCAGGCCAGCACCGAGGCCAGCAGCGACAAGGUAACCGUCAACUACUAUGAGAAGGAAAGCAGCACCCCCAUAGACCAAGCUGGGCUCUUCCUCACGGCCAUCGAGAUCUCCCUGGAUGUGGAUGCAGACCGGGAUGGUGUGGUGGAGAAGAACAACCCAAGAAAGGCGUCCUGGACCUGGGGCCCCGAGGGCCAGGGGGCCAUCCUGCUGGUGAACUGUGACCGAGACACUCCCUGGCUACCCAAGGAGGACAGCAGUGAUGAGAAGGUCUACAGCAAGGAAGACCUCAAGGACAUGUCCCAGAUGAUCCUGAGGACCAAAGGCCCUGACCGCCUCCCUGCUGGAUACGAAAUGGUUCUCUACAUCUCCAUGUCGGACUCGGACAAAGUAGGCGUGUUCUACGUGGAAAACCCUUUCUUCGGCCAGCGUUAUAUCCACAUCCUGGGCCGCCAGAAGCUGUACCAUGUGGUCAAGUACACGGGCGGCUCCGCGGAGCUGAUGUUCUUUGUGGAAGGCCUGCGUUUCCCAGAUGAGGGCUUCGCAGGUCUGGUCUCCAUCCAUGUCAGCCUGCUGGAGUAUAUGGCUGAGGGGAUCCCCCUGACACCCAUCUUCACGGACACCGUGACAUUCCGGAUAGCUCCGUGGAUCAUGACCCCCAACACCCUGCCUCCUGUGUCGGUGUUUGUGUGCUGCAUGAAGGACAACUACCUGUUUAUGAAAGAGAUCAAGAGCCUGGCGGAGAAGGCCAACUGUGAACUCAAGGUCUGCUUCCAGUACAUGAAUCGGGGUGACCGCUGGAUGCAGGAUGAAAUUGAGUUUGGCUAUAUUGAAGCCCCCCACAAAGGCUUCCCUGUGGUGCUGGACUCGCCCCGAGAUGGAAAUCUGAAGGACUUCCCAGUGAAACAGCUCCUGGGCCCAGAUUUUGGCUACGUGACCCGGGAGCCCCUCUUUGAAACUGUCAACAGCCUUGAUUCCUUUGGGAACCUGGAAGUGAGUCCCCCAGUCACAGUGAACGGCAAGACAUACCCACUGGGCCGGAUCCUCAUUGGAAGCAGCUUUCCACUGUCUGGUGGCCGGAGGAUGACCAAGGUGGUGCGUGACUUCCUGCAGGCCCAGCAGGUGCAGGCGCCCGUGGAGCUCUACUCGGACUGGCUGACCGUGGGCCACGUGGACGAGUUCAUGACCUUCGUCCCCAUCCCAGGCACCAAGCAGUUCCGGUUGCUCAUGGCCAGCACCUCCGCCUGCUACAAGCUCUUCCGAGAGAAGCAGAAGGAGGGCCACGGGGAGGCCGUCAUGUUCAAAGGCCUGGCUGGGAUGAGUAGCAAGAGGAUCACCAUUAACAAGAUUCUGUCCAAUGAGAGCCUCGUGCAGGAGAACCUGUACUUCCAGCGCUGCCUGGACUGGAAUCGUGACAUCCUCAAGAAAGAGCUGGGGCUGUCGGAACAGGACAUCAUUGAUCUGCCGGCUCUGUUCAAGAUGGAUGAGGACCGCCGGGCCUUAGCCUACUUCCCGAACAUGGUGAACAUGAUCGUGCUGGACAGGGACCUGGGCAUCCCCAAGCCUUUCGGGCCCCAGACAGAAGAGGAAUGUUGCCUGGAGACACACGUGCGCUCGCUGCUGGAGCCCCUGGGCCUCUGCUGCAGCUUCGUGGAUGACAUCUCCGCCUACCACAAGUUCCUGGGGGAGGUGCACUGUGGCACCAACGUCCGCAGGAAGCCCUUUGCCUUCAAGUGGUGGCACUCGGUGCCCUGACCUGCACCCCUCCUACCCCCUCGCGUUCUCCAACUCCCUCCAGCCUCCGGUCUGGCCCUGCCUGCCCGCCCCGACCCCGUGGCCAUGUCCUGCUGGGGAUGUCUGUGCCUUGCUGUCUUGUCCCUCAGAAGGGCCCUCGUGCCCACAGAAGUUGCCCCGCUUAAGCUCUGCUCUGUCCUUCCUAAAAGUAGCUGGACACCUGGCCAGUGUGUAGGUAGCCCUGACGUGGAAGAAACAAAAGCAAGUCCCCAGACCAUCCCCCCAAGAACGUUGGUCUCCUGUCCAAACCUAGAAGGGGUGUGGGGGGUGAGGGAGAAGGGACUGGAAUCACCAGGUCUCCCGGUGGCCGUGCAGUGAAGAUCAGAGAAGAAUUCGUGGAAAAAGAACCUGGGGGUGGGCCUUGAGGUAGCACUGGUACUUCGGCUCCCUCACAGUGGCCAGGCGGUGGCCGUCCCAGCUGUUCAUUCCUUACCUGCCUCUCUUAAAUCGCCUUGGCUUCCUCUCUGUGGUGUAGACACUGCUGACCCGCCUCCCCACUCCCUAAGGGUCCAAUAAUUUCACUUAGAGCCUUUCCUGGAAACGGAUGGUUUUUUUUUUUUUCCACCAGAGAGCACUGCUCAACUCUGGUUUAUGGUGGUGAGGAAGAUUGAACCUGGAACUUCAAAGCCUCAGGCGUAAGACUCUCUGCGUAACCUUUAUGCUAUCUCCCCCCCACCCAAAGCAGGUUUUCUCAAAGCCACCUUUCCCACUUAUUUUAUUUCAUCUUCUCUUAUCUUUUGUUAUUGACAGAGCUUUACUACUUCAGACUGACUUUUUGUUGUUGUUAUUCAUUUAGAAAGAAAGAGAGAAGGAAAGAUAGAUAGCACCAAAAACUUCCUCCAGUACAGUGCGGUCAGAUUUGAACCUAUGUCUCCUAUAGGACAAAGCAGAGAUAGACUAUCCAAGUGAGCUAGCUUGACGGCCUCUUUUUUCAAAAUGCCCAUGACGCCUCAUCUUUCUUGUGGACACACACUCUCCAGACUCAGGGGCCUCUUCCUAGACCGGGACCUGUGAGUCCGGUGUGUGACAGGUGCCUGACAGUCAGCCAUGUCCACUCUCUCUUGCCUGGCCCUCCGUUCCGCUCAGCCCCUGCCUUCCCUUCUCUCUGGGCCUCCACUUCCUUCCUAUUCCUGCUGUCAUUCCCCCCCCCCCCCGAGACAGCUAGACAGAGACUUCUCCACCAGCCAGGCUCAGACCUUCCUUCCCCCAGGACAUAAUUACAGACCCAGAUCUCCUCAGCAGACAUCACACCCAACACCCAGGAUUCUAGCCCAGACGGCUAAGUCCAGGUCAGCUACGACUCUUGGAUUAAUUACCUUGUUAAAGUUCGUUUGCCGGAGAGCCUCUCAUUGGAACAUCACCACAUUAAUCCUCUGGCUCCUACACAAAA
Molecule: messenger RNA, 3501 nt
Organism: Erinaceus europaeus (western European hedgehog)
Lineage: Eukaryota; Metazoa; Chordata; Mammalia; Eulipotyphla; Erinaceidae
Gene: PADI2
Product: peptidyl arginine deiminase 2
Exons: 16
Coding region: 75-2072 (665 amino acids)
Cellular component (GO): cytoplasm
Molecular function (GO): protein-arginine deiminase activity; calcium ion binding
Source: RefSeq, a predicted model, not a curated record